Balearica regulorum gibbericeps (East African grey crowned-crane) is the source of this 1749-nucleotide messenger RNA. Lineage: Eukaryota; Metazoa; Chordata; Aves; Gruiformes; Gruidae. The record is from RefSeq and is a predicted model, not a curated record.
GUGGGGCAUGAUGGCGCUACCCCUGAGAGCUGCUGGCUGGUGGAAGAGCUCACCAUCAUUGUGCCCACCAAAGGUGUCAUGUAUAACUUUGUCUGUAAGUGCUGGCUGGCCAGAGACAAAGGUGAUGGUCUCACCUCACGAAUCCUCAAUAUCCUGGAUGCGGAUUGUGUUAACGUUGGCCUCAAGAUCCUCUAUGAAGUCACGGUUGUGACUGGAGACAUCGAAAGCGGCGGUACUGACGCCAAUAUUUUCAUGACUGUCUUUGGAUCCAAUGGGAACACUGAGGAGAUGCAGCUGGAUAAAAAUGGAGACAGGUUUGAGCGAGGCCAAGAGGACAGUUUCAUCAUGGAGAUCGCCGAUAUCGCACCCCUCAGGAAGAUGAGGAUCCGGACAGACGGGAAGGGGACUCGCCCACACUGGUUCCUGGAAAGGAUCAUCCUGAAGAACCUGACUAAUCAAGAAGUGGCCAUAUUUACCUAUGGGGAAUGGCUGUCAAAGCUGAAAAAUGCCAAGGGAAGUCUUGUGUGUGAGAUGCCAGCUGUCAUAAAUGAUGAGCAGAUGAUGGAGGACACGACAUACACCCUUCAGGUUAAAACCAGUGAUGUUGGAGGAGCAGGCACCGAUGCCAACGUGUCUUUGAUCCUGUUUGGGGAGAAUGGAGACAGUGGGACCUUGGCUCUGAAGGAGUCCAACAAGUCUAACAAGUUUGAGAGGAACCAGAUGGACGAAUUCAACUUCUCGGACAUGCUGAGCUUGGGAGAUCUCUGCAAAGUGCGGAUCUGGCAUGACAACAAAGGAAUCGCACCAGGUUGGCACUUGGAAUAUAUUGAUGUGAAUGACUCCGCUAUGGACAAGACAUUUCGCUUCCAGUGUGAUCGCUGGCUGGCUAAAGGUGAAGACGAUGGGCAGCUCAUAAGGGAACUAGCUUGUGCCAAUAACGACAUCCUGGAACUGAAGGAACGGACCGCCUAUGAGAUUGUCACAGUAACAAGCGACAGAGAGGAUGCAGAAACAAAGGAAAACAUCUGGAUCAUCUUAGAAGGAAAGCUGGGCCGCUCGAAAGAAUUCCUUAUGGAAAACUCCUCCAAGAAAAGGAGAUUUGAAAGGGGAGCAACAGACACAUUUCAAUUUUCUUCAAAGAACGUUGGUGAUAUUGCAGCCAUCUGUGUUGGUCACUGCCCAAAAGAUGGAAAGAAGUCAUCUGCAAAAGCCGAUGUCUUCUGGCAUGUCCAAGAGAUUAUCAUAACUGAGAUGGAGCUUUGCAACAAAUACUUUUUCAGGUGCAAUGUGAAAAUCCCUCUGCGUUAUAAGAGACGGGACUACAAAGUCUUCGAGUGUGCCAAGGUCACCGAGAGCUUUGCCAGCAAAGCCCGGAGCUUGGUGCCAGUCAAAUAUGAGACCAUCGUGGUCACAGGCUUUGAAAAGGGUGCAGGGACCGACGCCAACGUGUUCAUCACCAUCUUCGGGUUGAACGGGGACUCGGGAAAGCGGGCGCUGAAGCAGAAGUUCAGGAACCUCUUUGAGCGCGGCAAAACCAACAGGUUUUACCUGGAAACAUUGGACAUGGGAGAGCUAAAAAAAGUCCGGAUUGAGCACGACAACAGCGGUCUGGCGCCCGGUUGGCUGGUGGAGCGGGUGGAGAUCACCAACUCGGCGACUGGCGUGACCACCAUAUUUCCCUGUGGGAAGUGGCUGGAUGAAAACCGGGGUGAUGGGUUAAUCUGGAGAGAGCUUUUUCCCAGAUACUGA